CACCACGCACACACACAAGCUCAUCGAAGUCACAGCUCAGCUUCAACUCGUCUCGAGCUAGAAAAGAUCAGAGCGCAGCUCGGCUUCGUCCUCAACUCGCGCGUCUUCUUGGAGGAGGGCCGGAGCGAGCUUUACGGUCGAGGAGGAAGAGAUGGAGGUCGCCGCCGCGAGCUACGUGGCCGACGACGUUGACAGCUGCCUGAAGGCGACCGAGCUGAGGCUCGGCCUGCCGGGCACCGAGGAGACGCCGGCCGCGGCGCUGCCGACGCCGCCGUCCACGCCCAGGGGCAAGAAGCGCGACGGGAACAACACCGGCGCCGAGGAGGCAGCCAAGACCGCUCCGCCGGCCGCCAAGGCUCAGGUGGUGGGAUGGCCGCCGGUGAGGUCCUACAGGAAGAGCUGCUUCCAGCAGUCCAGCAGCGCCGCCAAGAGCAAGCCGGCGGCGCCGGAGGAGAAGGCCCCGGCCCCGGCCCCGGCCCCUGCCGCCGCCGCCGCCGGUGGCAACGCGCUGUUCGUCAAGGUGAGCAUGGACGGAGCCCCCUACCUGAGGAAGGUGGACCUCAAGAUGUACAAGGGCUACCGGGAGCUCAGGGAAGCCCUGGAGGCCAUGUUCCUCUGCUUCUCCGGCGGCGCCGACGCGCCGGCCGUCAACCCCUCCGACUUCGCCGUCACCUACGAGGACAAGGACGGCGACCUCAUGCUCGUCGGAGACGUGCCCUUCGACAUGUUCAUCAGCACCUGCAAGAGGUUGAGGAUCAUGAAGGGGUCUGAAGCCAGAGGCCUGGGGUCAGUGAAGAACAACUGAGGUUGCAGGAUGCAUGUCUUGUGCAUGAGCAGAUUCUUUUGUUCUUUUGGGUUGGAAUCUCCAAGGCAUGGACAUGUUUUCACCAUCUCCCCUUGUCUGACUCGACUCCAUCUUUGACACAACAACAUGAAGACAAGACAAAGGCAAAGGAUGCAAGGUCGAGAAGAGGAGUGAGUUAAGCUUGCAAGGAGAGACAGCUUUGUGCGUCAAAGUGCAUGCAUGCGUGGAUGUGUGGUCACUUUGUUUCUAUUUUUCUUUUCUUUUUUUACUUCUACUACUACUAGGUGUUAGCAACACAAAAGGAGUGGAGAUUCGAGUUGACAUCUCCAUGUGUGUUUGUACAAAGCCAAAGAUCACUUUUAAGUUAUAUCUAUCAGUGCUUGGUUACUUCUGUAAGUGCAGGGGAAAACAGGUCUGUUCUGUUUUCCCCUCUGAUGAGUUUAUCUAUCCAUAUAUUUCCUUUUGGUUGUGCAA
Messenger RNA from Panicum hallii, 1279 nucleotides. RefSeq names its product auxin-responsive protein IAA31-like. The transcript is spliced from 3 exons. Lineage: Eukaryota; Viridiplantae; Streptophyta; Magnoliopsida; Poales; Poaceae. The coding region runs from base 152 to 805 and encodes 217 amino acids. Gene Ontology annotation, molecular function: protein binding. Gene Ontology annotation, cellular component: nucleus. Gene Ontology annotation, biological process: regulation of DNA-templated transcription. The record is from RefSeq and is a predicted model, not a curated record.